UUUUGAAAUCGUUCAAUUUGGAAAAUUAAAAGAAUGUCCUAAUGCAGAAUAAACCUACAUAAUCUAAGUAGAUAAAUUUCCUUGACUUGCAUCUUAUUUGAUUAUGUCAACUAAACCAUCAGACUCAUUCAACCAAACAAGCAACAAUAACUACAUGCAGCUACCCCGAACAAGCCAAAUUUGUACGAUUUCAUUCCAUUUCCAGUUUUCCACGGUACUCAACAUCAAUUCUCCAGCCAUGGCAGCAUCUUUUUACUGUAAGAAAAGUUAUGUACGUGCCUCUUUUCAUGUAACAUUAACACUCUUGCUUCUUGUUCUUGUAACUCCUCGUGUAGCUUCAUUAGCAUUCAACUAUCAGCAAUUUGGUGACACGGGAAACGCCUUCAAUAUUUCAGGAGAUGUCGAAGUUGACAGAGAAGUCCUCCAACUCACCAUGUCUAAGGCAGAUAGUUAUGGUAGAGUCAUAUAUAACGAACAAUUGCAUCUUUGGGACAAGAACACGGGAAGGGUCGCAGAUUUCACUACCAAUUUCACCUUUACCAUCAACAGAUUCAGCACCCCAAAUAAUACCCCGUACGGAGAUGGCAUCACCUUCUUUCUGGCACAGCCAAACCUUCCACAACCUAAUCCAAGAGAUGGAAGUGGUAUUGGUCUUACGACCCCUGAGCAACUGAAGAGUCUAAAUUACGCAGAGAAGCAUCCUUUUGUGGCCGUUGAAUUUGAUACCUUAGUUAAUGACUGGGAUCCGAAAUAUUACCAUGUGGGUAUUGAUGUUAAUUCUAUUAGCACUUAUGACACUACAGAAUGGUUCGCUAGCAUGGAUGAGAGAGGAUAUGAAGCUGAUGUUAGUUACGAUUCUGGUUCAAACAAAUUAAGUGUCACCUUCACCGGAUAUAAGGAUAAUGUUACAAUUAAACAGAACUUGUUCGCUGUGGUGAAUCUGAGUGAUGUCUUACCUGAAUGGGUUGAGUUUGGUUUCUCUUCAGCAACGGGGUUUACUUAUGAGCCACAUACUCUUAGCUCAUGGUCCUUCAACUCUAGUUUAGACUUGGAAUCACACAAGGGUGGAAGCAAAAGAGGGUUGGUGAUAGGGCUUAGCGUUGGUGUAGGUGUUUUAAUUGUUAUUUUGGGGCUAGUUUUACUUGUGAGAUGGAUGCUGAGGAGUAGAGGUUUGGAGGAUGUGUCACUUUUUGACCAUGCUAUGGACAAUGAUUUCGAAAGAAUGUCUCUGCCCAAGAAGUUUUCCUUUGAAGAACUUGCAAGGGCAACUAAUAACUUUGCAAGAGAAAACAAAAUUGGAGAGGGGGGUUUUGGGGCAGUCUAUAGGGGAUUGAUGAGAGAAUUGAACACCCCUGUUGCAAUUAAGAAGGUAUCUCGUGGAUCAAGACAAGGGGUGAAGGAGUAUGCGUCUGAAGUGAAGAUCAUUAGUCAACUGAGGCAUAAAAACUUGGUUCAACUACUUGGGUGGUGCCAUCAGCACAAUGACCUACUUCUGAUUUAUGAGUUCAUGGAAAAUGGAAGCUUGGAUUCUUAUCUGUUUAAAGGAAAAGGCCUGCUGACAUGGAAGGUGAGAUAUAAUAUUGCUAGAGGCCUAGCCUCAGCAUUAUUAUACCUACAUGAAGAGUGGGAAGAAUGUGUGCUUCAUAGAGACAUAAAAUCCAGCAAUGUUAUGUUGGAUUCUAAUUUUAAUGCAAAGCUUGGAGAUUUUGGGUUAGCCAGACUAAUGGAUCAUGGGACAGGAUCAAAAACAACAGGUUUAGCAGGAACAAUUGGGUAUUUGCCUCCUGAAGCUGCCACAAGAGGCAAGGCUAGUAGGGAGUCGGAUGUAUUCAGUUUUGGAGUCGUGGCUUUGGAGAUAGCAUGUGGUAGAAAGGCAAUUGAGCCAAGUCUUAAUGAAGAACAACUCUAUUUGGUGGAUUGGGUUUGGGAACUACAUGACAUGGGUGCUAUCCUUACAGCAUCUGAUCAAAGCUUGUAUGGACACUUUGAUGAGAAAGAAAUGGAGAGGUUAAUGAUUGUUGGCCUUUGGUGUACUCAAAUAGAUUUUCUUGUGAGGCCUACAAUUAGGCAAGUUGUCCAGGUGCUUAAUUUUGAAGCUCCAUUGCCCACUCUCACACCAAGGGUGCCAGCAUCUACCUAUAAUGCAUCUUUCAGCUAUGUUCCUUCUAGUAUUCCUGCUUUGGCAAAUAACCACCAACCUGUGUCCUCAUCUUCAGGCAGUAGCUUAUUCACCGGAUCCUCACAAUCCAACACAACUCUUGAAGUCAUUUCUCCAUCAGCUGCAUAUUUUCAUACAUAUUAAGUUUUAUAUUUUUAGCAGUACAUUUUCUUCCGUUGUUCUUUUUGUCUUGAAGUGAAAUUCUACAUGUGUGUCGCACGUUAUCUUUAGCUUAGUAAUAUUUUCUGGUUUAAUUCAUUUUCUUUCAGGAAUUUCAUGUUAAAAACUCGCCUUGCCAUUAUGUAAUAUAAUUAAAGGAAAGUUGAAAUGAAACUCUAA
Messenger RNA from Cajanus cajan (pigeon pea), 2497 nucleotides. RefSeq names its product L-type lectin-domain containing receptor kinase IX.1. NCBI's taxonomy places the organism in Eukaryota, Viridiplantae, Streptophyta, Magnoliopsida, Fabales, Fabaceae. Gene Ontology annotation, molecular function: protein kinase activity; carbohydrate binding; ATP binding. The record is from RefSeq and is a predicted model, not a curated record. Gene Ontology annotation, biological process: protein phosphorylation.